AUGUCCGCAGAAGUAGAUACAUGCCGCGUGUUUCGAGCCGUAGGUGUCGAGAAUGUGCCGCAUCGCAGUCCAGCUAUUGUCUUUGCCUUGAUUUGCUUCAGUGCAUGGUACCGCGCUGGAAAAGCCUUGCUUUCCUCCGAGAUCGGUGCUCAUGGAACGGAGAGUCGCGGCCAGAGAGCAUUCGAUCGCGCGGUCCCUUCUGUAAUUUCAAGGCCUGACCUACAAAACGUUGUCACCCACAUUCGCCGCACCGAACUACGUCGCUCUUUGACACAGCUAAUCAUCCAGGAACUUAUCCGUGCAAUGUCAGCCUUAGCCGUCUCUAACUUCAAUGAAGAAUUCUGGGACUGA
Cylicostephanus goldi is the source of this 351-nucleotide messenger RNA. NCBI's taxonomy places the organism in Eukaryota, Metazoa, Nematoda, Chromadorea, Rhabditida, Strongylidae. The record is from the annotation of a GenBank genome assembly.